UGGGGGAGAGGAGAGAGGACAGCAAGGUCAGCAGCAGGAGGGUCGGCAGGGGCAGCAGCAGGAGGGUCAACAGGGGCGGCAAAAGGAGGGUCAGUGGGGGCAGAUCAGUGGGGGAGAGGAGGGGGGACAGCAGCAACAGCAGCGAGACCAGCAGGUGCAGGAGGGGCGGGCUGGUAGGGGAGAGGAGGGAGGAGAGCACAGGCAGCAUCAGGAGGUUCGGCAGGGGCAGGAGAGGCCAGCAAAUAUGGGAGAGGGGAGGGGACACCAGGGGCAGCAGCAGGAUAGCCAGCAGGGGCAGGUGGGGCUUCGGGUGCAGGGCACACCGUCGUCGGGUACGGGCUGGGUCGGAGAGAGGGGGCGAGAGGAGGUAGUUGGGGACACGACUGCGGGAAUGGAGGGUUUAGAAGGGGAGGACAUGGAGGGGGGGGGUAGGGCUAGGGUGCUGGGGGGUUUGGGGUUGGGGAGAGGGGAUAGGAGGAGGCAGGUGGGUGGGAAAGAGGAUAGAGGGGCAGAGACGACAAGGGAGGAGGCACAGAGGGACCAGGCACAGCAGCAGUCAGUGCAGCAGCAAAGGCAGGCCGGACGCAUAGGCCGCAUGGGGACACCAGCCCGCAUUCCAGACCUGACUUGCCUGGAUAUAGAAAAAACCCUUAUGGUGUUGGUGGACGUCUCUAUCGCAGACCCACGGCAACAGGGGAACGCCGGGCUUAGACGGCGAGCCGAUGAGACGGUUUCUUGGGCUUUGUGCGCGACGGAUAGCACAGCGGUGGAAGGACUUGGGGGGGGGGGAUGA
Molecule: messenger RNA, 793 nt
Organism: Closterium sp. Naga37s-1
Lineage: Eukaryota; Viridiplantae; Streptophyta; Zygnematophyceae; Desmidiales; Closteriaceae
Source: the annotation of a GenBank genome assembly